GACAGCACCAGAUUAAGACGACGGAUCGGUUUCAUUAGUGCUUGCAGCAUAAACGAAACACGACUGCCAGAUAUCGAGCCUCAGAUAAAGGAGAGACUGGCAUUCGCAUCAGAUUCAGAUACAGUACGUGCCUAAGUAUAGGGUCACUUCAGUGACGAAAGAGAAAAAAAAAGAUGCCGCAGAAAAAGCCCCUGCAUCGCCUUUCGAAGCAAUUCUUUGCCAUUCAUCAGGAUCCAUCUCCAGCCCAAUCUCCCUCGCUAGAUGAUUCACCAGGCAAACGGAUCUUAACACCAGCUUCUGCCGGCACCGUCUACAGCAUGCCGAGUCGUGCGGCCUCCGUUUCAAAGCAGGCCCUGGCCCGAACGGCUACGAUCCGCAGCGUGCCCAGCCUUGAGGGCUCCGAGACGAGCCCCGAGAGCAACCACGCCAGCGGCCUCUCCAGCAGCGUCAACAGCAAGGCCAGCGCCCUGUCCGUCACGGCGUCCAAUGGGGCGCAGAUUGAGACAACACCGUCGCCUGCGGCCAAGCCUGGUGUCGAUAACGCCGCGAACGACUCGCCUGCGCACGCAAACAACGGCAAUGGCCCCGUCCCUAGGGUUGUGGAAUCGUCGCCGCCCCCAGAAGAGAUUAGCGGUUUGGCGGAAGGGGAUCACGACAACCACGACAGUGCGCAGUGGGAUUCGACAAUUGGCAAGGCCGGCUUGGGAAAGACAGGCCGAGUCAUCAACAAGCUCGUCAGCGACAAUGACGCCCUGAAGCGCGAGAUCAAGAUUGAGCGAUUGCGAGCGGAAGAAGCGAAGCAGGCGGCCAAGCUGGUGGAAGACAAGAUGGAGCGCAUGAUUAGCGACUACGAGAGCCGGUUACUAGAAGCAAACGUCACCAAGACGCUGCUGGCAAGAAAAGAACGACAGGUCGAAACGCUCAUGGCAACGGUCGAUACAGAGAAGAAGAAGACGGUAGCGGCUCAGGAGCUGGAGCGAAACUGGAGGGACGAGAUGGAAAAAGUCAAACGCGACGCCAAGACACAAGUUGACGAUGCAACAAGCUAUGCGCAGCUGAUGGAGGGCCGGUACAACGCCAUCUCCUCCCAUUGGCGCGACCAGGGCGACGAGGUCAACAAGGCCAUAUCCACGAUCAAAACCGAGAUCAACACCAUCGUUGACGAGCGCAAGUCGGACGACGAUAAGAUCCAGACCCUACGAGACUUGUGCGAGCAGCAGGACAGCAACAUCCAGAAGCUACGGCGCGAAAAAGAAGACAUUGCGCGGUUGUUUGAAGAGUACAAGAAGACACAAGAAAGCGACCUGAAGGAUAUGAAGGAGAACGCCAGGCAGACAGAAGAAGAGCAGCAGAAGCUAUUAGAGGAAGCUCGAGAGACGCUUCACAAGCUAAGAUGGGCUCUCAAUGUUAAAGAGAACGUCCAGGGCGCCCAAUGAAGCAUUUAAACCAACACCACUUCCUCUUCGUCCACGCUCCUCUGCUGUUCUCCUGCAUUCUUCCCUUGUCUUAUUCUUCACGGCCACAUCC
Molecule: messenger RNA, 1527 nt
Organism: Trichoderma asperellum CBS 433.97
Lineage: Eukaryota; Fungi; Ascomycota; Sordariomycetes; Hypocreales; Hypocreaceae
Source: RefSeq, a predicted model, not a curated record